AGUCCCUGCCAGCACGAGAGCCUCCUCCUCCUCUUCCCUUGGCGGAGAGAUCGUCAAUCCGAAGAGCUCCUUGCCCCGCCUCCGUCGUCGUCGCCGCCUUCGUCCGCCCGUCGGUGUUCGAGGCGCCCCCAUAUCCCCGCUGCUCUCUCUCUCUCUUCGUCGCCUUCUGCAGGAGCCGAGCUAGUCCUCUGGUUCCUCUCGUCUGCGUCCGAAGCGAAUCCGAGCGGUCAUUCAAGAUGCGUUCGGUGAUAUGCGGAAUCCUCGUCCUGCUGGCCUGCUGCUGGUCACCUGCUGAAGGCUGGGGUUAUAUCUUCAGCAGGUUCCGGCCGGAGUCCCAGAACAAUCUGGGAUACGGAAGCGCCGGCUACAGUGGCUACAACGGCCCCUUGGCUGAGCGGCUGGUGUCUCCUCGCGAACAACUGAUGGAGGCGCUCCUGAGUGAGGAGAUCCUGGAGGAGCAAGGCUGCGAAGGGCGCCGCUGUACCGCCAACGAGCACUGCUGCGGCGGCCACGUCUGCGUCGACUUCGAUGGUGCAUCGGGGACUUGCCUGUCAUCCGUGGGUCAGCGUGAAGGUGCUGAAUGCCGCAGUGACUCUGAGUGCGCUGCCGGCCUCCUCUGCGAUAUGGGAUCUUGCGUGCAGUUCCAGGGCAAGAAGCGCUACAACGAGCCUUGCAGUGUGAGCACAGAGUGCGAAAUUGGCCGCGGUUUGUGCUGCCAGGUGGUCCGCCGUCAUCGCCAGGCGCCCAAGACGCUCUGUGGAUAUUUCAAGGACCCCAUGAUCUGUAUCGGUCACGUGGCUACAGACCAGGUCCAGCACAUCGUGGAACACACCGAUGGAGAGAAGAGACUGACGGGAAAAACUCAUGAUUACGUCAGCAUUUAAGCUUCCCGGGACAGAGAGACAGCUUGAGGAGAGUCUCUGAACAACACUUGAUUGAGAGAGAGAGACGAGAGAAGAGAAGAGAGGAGGAUUGAAGAGAGAAGAGAGAAGAGAGAAAGAGAGAGACAAAAGAAGGAAGAGCAUCCUGGGGGGAAAAAAAAGGGAAGAAUGGAGGAGAGAAUGGAGGAGAAAAGAGAGGGAAUGAGAAUUAGGGAAACUACUCAUAUGUAUUCAUGAUGUAGUUGGUUCAGUGGUUAUUGAAUAAAGAGUCAUAAUUAAGUCUUCCCCUUCCCGUUUUCUCUAUUUUUUGCGUGGCAGUGUAUACGCAUUAUCAGAAAGGCAAGGGGAGACUUCGCUAUGUAGUUAGCCAUCCUAUGAAUCGAAGCAGGGAUUAACUUCUAGUUCCUUAGCUAGUUCUUAGUCGUUUAAGUAGGAGCUUCAAGAACGUGGGUCCCCUUUGGAGCUCUCGAGGAAGACCUCCGGGCCGGUAGAGCUUGAGGACCGAGGACAAGGUCCCAAGCUCUGACCUCCCACUCAAGGGUAAGCUCGCCAGCUCUCCCUCAAGCAAGUGCUGUUCAAGAAUCUCGUCGUUCAAAGUCUCCAAGGACUCCAGGAAGGCGAGACAAGUCUUAUUAGAUUAAUAAUUAAAUAAACAAGGUGUGAGCCGGUUUAGUCACCUGGGAAUUAGAAAACGGAUUUUUUGCAUUUAUUUAACCCUGUGUCUCUUGAGAUUAUAUAUGUGAGUCUGAUUGUGCUGAUGCUUUUAGGCAUCUGUCUAUAUAAUACAGGUUACCAAUCACAUAUCAUUCUUAAUAACGUAUCUAAUCUCUUUAAGGAAAUCUCUUAGAUCGGAAGAUGUCAGAAACUGAUUUAGGACAUAGUCUAGAGACCUAUAACCAACGGACGAUCCAUAUUUCGCUCUAUAAGGCACUUCGAUUCAGUGUUGGGUUUUUCUCCUUAGGUUCCAACCCCAAGCCCAUGCCAGCUAUGAGCCCAGGAUUCACGCACUUAUCGGCCCCGCCAAGUCGUGUAGGAGCGGGACCCUCCGUCGCGACAGUGAGAGACCCUCCUUUCUCCCUUCCCUUCUUCUUCCUCUUUCCAUCCUCCCUCCUUCCUUUCUUUCCUUCAUUUAUUCAUCCCAUCCCUCCCCCUUUUUUUUCCUCCAUUCCUAUUUUCCUUCCCCUCCUCAAACCCAGUUCUCUCCCUCCUCCUUCCUAUCCUUUCCUUCCUCUCUACCCUUCUCUUCCUGUUUUAUUUCCCCUCUCCUAUCCCUCCACCUCAUCCCCUCCUCCUAGCUACUUCAGAGGAAUCAUGGGACUGGGUGUUGGCUCCUGCAAGAGUUAUCCAUUUGUGUGGCAAACUAUAAUUAUUAUUAUUAUUAUAUUCGGUGUCGAGGAUAGGAACUUACUCAUAAGUAUUACAGCAGGCAUGGUGUUUCGUGUGACGUUUGUGUAUGGUACCUUUCAUCAAAGAAAGUGGUCGCCUCGUACCACGAAAAUCCUAUUAAAGUAAACAUAUAUAAAAAAAAUAAUGAUAAUAACCUUUCAUCACUUCUUGUUGUGUAUUGACCUGAGCUCUUGGUACUCUCGUGCCCGAGUUUCACUUAACCACACUGAAACAGCGGCCUCCCUGUGGUCC
This is a messenger RNA of Penaeus indicus, 2519 nucleotides long. Its product is annotated as ITG-like peptide. The record is from RefSeq and is a predicted model, not a curated record. The coding region runs from base 237 to 884 and encodes 215 amino acids. Lineage: Eukaryota; Metazoa; Arthropoda; Malacostraca; Decapoda; Penaeidae. The transcript is spliced from 8 exons.